AUGGCGACCGAACCUGACAGAAAUCACUUCGAUACUACGUCAUGCGAAAGUACAGUUGUCGGGGAAUCAAAUCACAAGUCUCUGGAAGAGCCUGUGAUCUUUGCCGUCAAACCUGCAGAGUUUGAUAAACCAACCAAGAAGUGGAUAGUCAAAGUCUACUACGAGCAUGAACUGAGUCUCGAUGACUAUGAAAUCGAAGAGAUUCAAUCGGGUAUCCCGGAAUCAAAGGACAGCCUAGUUGAGGUUAUCAUUCGCUAUCGGGGAGAUAACAUCUGGGUAACCGUUCCUCGUCAAUAUGUUGCAGCUCGUGAGCUAGUUUGA
Messenger RNA from Aspergillus welwitschiae, 321 nucleotides. RefSeq lists its product as uncharacterized. NCBI's taxonomy places the organism in Eukaryota, Fungi, Ascomycota, Eurotiomycetes, Eurotiales, Aspergillaceae. Bases 1 to 321 code for a protein of 106 amino acids. The record is from RefSeq and is a predicted model, not a curated record. The transcript has a single exon.